Naegleria gruberi is the source of this 306-nucleotide messenger RNA. RefSeq lists its product as uncharacterized. Gene Ontology annotation, biological process: vesicle-mediated transport. The coding region runs from base 1 to 306 and encodes 101 amino acids. NCBI's taxonomy places the organism in Eukaryota, Heterolobosea, Eutetramitea, Acrasida, Naegleriidae. The transcript has a single exon. The record is from RefSeq and is a predicted model, not a curated record.
AUGUCACUUUGUAAGAAUGUCAAUAUUAUGGUGAAGAUUGAGUACAUUACUCAUGUUGUUUUGUGCUUUGUUUUGGCCAUCUUCUACAACAACACCUAUGUGGCCCUUCUUCUUAAUGCUCCAGUUAUUAUUUAUCACUUGAAGUGUUAUUUCGAUCGUAGUUUUGAAUUAGAUCCAACUGAUUUGUACCGUGAAAUCGGAAAGAGAAAGAAGGAAGCAAUUGCUCACAUUGUUUACUAUGUUGUUCUCUUUGGAUUCUAUUUGUAUAGCUUUAUUAGAGCUGUCAUUGAUUUUGAAAGCCAUUAA